AUGUUUAUAGCAGAACAGUUAACAGCUGCAUAUCAAACACAGUUUUUAGCAAAGCGAAUUAUAUUUUCCUUUAUAUUUGUAGUUGUGGUAUUGCUUCUUAUUCUAGAGUUAAAUUCUUUACAAGAUAUUUUACUGGUUGUAUUUCAGAUUUGUAUCAGUUACUUAAUUUUCGAAAUAGUUUCAUAUAUAUUAUUAUCUAGUCGAUUAUGUGGAAGAAUUAAUCCAUUCAGGAAGGCGGUGCUAAUUACAGGAUGUGACAGUGGAUUUGGUUUCAGUAUUGCAAAACGAUUAAAUAAAGCUGGUUUCCAAGUUUUUGCCGCCUGUUUGUCCCCAUUGCAAGGUGGUGGAAAGGAACUGAAUGAUUUACCGAAUUUGCAUUGCUUAAAGAUGGAUGUCACUGAGCUAGAUGACAUAAAUCUAGCUUAUGAGUUCGUAUUGGAGCAUUUGGACCAAAAUGAACUGUGGGCUGUUAUCAACAAUGCUGGUAUAGGAAAUGCAUCACCUAUUGAAAUCGUGACAAUGUCAAGCAUUGAAGAAGUUGUCAAUGUUAAUCUUCUGGGCAUGAUACGAGUAACCAAAACAUUUUUGCCUCUUCUCCGGAAAUCAAACGGCCGAGUCAUCAACAUAGCAAGUAUAGCAGGAAGGCUCGUAAUGCCAGGUUUUGUACCUUAUUCUGUGAGUAAACACGCUCUUAUAGCUUUCAGUGAUGGGCUGAGGCUAGAAGUGCAGAAAUUUGGAGUUUCAGUUGUUACCAUCGAACCAUGGGCUUACAGGUGUUUUUUUAUAUUUUUAUUGUAUAUAUUUUAACACAUUAAUAUUACCAUAAUGAAAUAAUUGUCGCGUCUAGCAUGAUUUGAAAAAUACUGUUAUUGUGAAAUGGUAGAGUUUUAUUUCAUAACAAAAUAAAUAAACAAAUAAGUAAAUAAAUGCAAGCUCUUAAAACAGAAGAAAUAACUUCUCUUCUUACUUUUCCUCAAAGCUUAAGAAUAACCAGAACAUGAACAGGUUUGUGAGCAAUUUAAAAGAGAUUAAAUCACAAAAACUCAUAAAUCUAUUAACUCUGGUGUCCAAAUAGCUGCUUGUCUAACCUGUCUUUCGCCUCAAGAAGGUGACGUCAAAUGAAGUCUGUAGCUAUCGUUGAAAAGGUAGAUAACCAGAGGCUGAAACUGGAGUAUGCAAGGCAUGGUGUCGCAUAGGAGCUCGAAGCUUUAAGGGCACCUUGCGAAUUCUACUGAACUAGAUAUAUAAAUUUAAAUUAGAAAGAAGAUAGGAAGUAAUUUUAUAUUUUUUUUUCCAUAAAAACAUGUACAUUGACGCAUAUGAAACAAGAGAAAAAUGUCAACUGAAACUAAACUGGUAUACAAAACGAAAGAUUCUGCAUAAUCCGUCUGAGAUGAGCGUUUUCAAAUUAUUAGUGAUGUCAUUAGUGACAGACUGGCUAUCAAGUCUUUUGUCAGAGCCGCGUUUAAAAUUUGUUCAGGUGAGUGUAUGAGACGAUUUAUAAAAAUAAAGAGUAAUAUGUAAUGAAACAUUCAUGUAAUAUUUGUUGUCAUAAUUUUUAAAAGCACAUAUGAAAAUACUAGUUCAAGUCUUUCUUGCCCUCCCCAGACAAAACAGAAACCUCAUGGGGCUAUUGUAAUGUGGUGCAAAACUUGAAUUAAGCUAUACAGAAUUAUAAUCCGAAAGCCUGAAUACCGAAAUAAUCAAAAGCGGUUCGGUUACCAAUAACAUAACCCUAUCGGAGUAGCACGCCCCCUUAUGAAUAAUCCUGAACCUCUCUUCUCAUCUUGGGAUAUAAUUCCACACAUAUAUUUUACUUUGUCAAUAAUGCAAAACUAUUGAAGAGCGCCUCCUCAAAACCAAGGAAUUCUACGUGAAAAUCAUUCUAAAGCAGGUAUAAGUCGGUACUGUAAUCUGUUAAGGUGGUCUACUACAGCAGCAUUACAAUACUAAAAAUUUUUUUACACGCAGAAUCGCUAAUUAAGAAACUAUGUUGCGUGCAAUUUGGCAGAAAUAUAAAGCAAUAGGUCAGUUUUCGAAUCACAAUGUUAGAAUCAGGUUUGAAAUGAAAUUUACUUAAAUAUUAUAUUUUAAAAAAAUUAGUUUGAAAUACGUAAUUUUAAUGUGUAGUUUGGAAAGCCAUCAAUAGAUGGCGCUACGAGUUAAAAUUUAACAUUGUAAUCUUAUUUCUGCAAAAAUUCACGAAGUAAUUGAUUUUGAUAUCAGUUAUAAAUCAUAUUUUGUUCUAAAUAAUAUUUAGAAGCGUUUCAUAUAUUCCUUUAUACACAGUUUUCACUAAACAUUGUCAGCUGUCAGCAGAAUGACGUUUACGGCAACCCUAUUGCAUUGCUAUUCCGCACUCGUUUUGUUUACAUUUAUUUGUACUGUGGUCAGUUUGCAA
Messenger RNA from Stegodyphus dumicola, 2401 nucleotides. RefSeq names its product short-chain dehydrogenase/reductase family 9C member 7-like. Lineage: Eukaryota; Metazoa; Arthropoda; Arachnida; Araneae; Eresidae. Gene Ontology annotation, biological process: steroid metabolic process. The record is from RefSeq and is a predicted model, not a curated record. Gene Ontology annotation, molecular function: oxidoreductase activity. Gene Ontology annotation, cellular component: intracellular membrane-bounded organelle.